AUGGCACCUCCACGCUCGUUUUUAUACAUCUUGUCACUCGUUUGGACAUUUACUCUUCUUCCCCUUGUACUGGCAGCUCCAUGGAUCGUGACCCAGGACUACGAACAGGUCAUUGUGACUGAAUACGCCUACGAUGACUUCUAUGAGACGGCCGAUCCUACCAUCUCCACCUCAAUCGAGCAGAUCAUACCCACUGUGACCUCAUUACCCGUGGCCCUGUCAACCAUCACCUCCAUUGAUGAGUACUCCUCUGUGACCAUCGUUCAAAAAUUAUACCCUACAAGUGUGGGAACCCCCGUGCCCUAUGACUACGGAUACUAUGGCUACGACGACAGCACCGAUGAUGGCUACCAUAUGACCGUCUACGUCGUAAACAUCACCUACACCGCACCAACAGCCUGUUCAUCGGGCUGGACAACCGCCAGCCCGGUACCAGUGUACCCACCGUACGAUAUUAUGGACGCUCUCCCUACAACAGCGAUGUCAACAUCUCUAUCAGUUGACAACAGCGAGCCCUUCCAACCCACAACCUAUACAUACGACUACAUCUGGGUUGCAUCGACCCAAAUCCCAUCCAGUUCAUUAAGCUACUUGAGUUUAGAGUACUACCCAACAAGCAUGUACGAUAUGUGUGGCGGAUACCCAACCGCAACCGCAACCUCCACCAGCGAUAGCAGCGAAUGCGAAUACGGAUACUGUAGCUACUACCCCAAUUACUGGGAUGAAUCCGAUAACUGGUGGUUCGACAGCUGGGAGAUGGGAAUCUCACCAUUCGCACUGGUGAUGACACUCACAUUCGGGUGGAUCGGAAUCUGGUUAAUUGCAGGAUUCAUUGAAGCAUGGGUUCGAUUCCGACGAUUAAUGCUAGGAUGGCAAACUCGACGCGGACUUCCUGUUAGUUGGGCAAUUACCAUUCUCCCAUUGACCUUACUUCUACUUAUUUGGUUUCGGAAGGGAUUCCAUGCACGGAGUGAGGAGGAUGCGGCUGAGUUGAGGAAACAGUGGGAUGGGUUGGGAUUCUGGAAGAAGCUUAAGCUUUACUUUGUUUGGGGUUUCAGGUUUAAGUACCCGACUAUCCUUGGUGAAGCUCCUCCCAGAGUCAACCCGAGUAAGAGACCUGGUAAACAACAGCGGGAGUCUUUGUUGAGUCCUGCUGGUGUGCCUCCUGUUACCGAGAUUUCCCGUGAUGGCGCUGUUGCUGCGGAUCCGGAGUUGGGACAGGUGCCUGGGGAUGAGAGUUCGAGGGCUACUAGUGAGGCACAAGAGCAGGUUCCUGUUCAGGCUUCGGGAGCUUUGGAUGGGAAUCGUGAGGGACAUCAUGCCACUGGCAGUGAUGGGCAACACGAUAGUGAUGUUGGUCGGGCUCAGUAG
Molecule: messenger RNA, 1371 nt
Organism: Penicillium malachiteum
Lineage: Eukaryota; Fungi; Ascomycota; Eurotiomycetes; Eurotiales; Aspergillaceae
Exons: 1
Coding region: 1-1371 (456 amino acids)
Source: RefSeq, a predicted model, not a curated record